CAAGUCUACUCAGACAACGAGUGAGAAUAGUUUGUAUCUUCAAGCGGUAAUCCGUUUGAAAUAUUUUGUCUACCAAUCACUUUCUGACGUUUAAGGACUACUUUAAAGCUAUAAGGUGGCAGUACAGCUUUCGACACGCGCAGCAUUGUACUGAAAAUGAAAGAUACCAGUUUGCCUGAAAAGGCGUUUGUUACGUGAUGCCGAAAGUUGCAGAAGACGCAGACGACGGACCGACGGAGGACGGAACUGAUAUCGCGAUGGUGUGUGAUGUGAUUUAUCGCCAAUCGCGAUCCCUGAGUUUACCAAACAAUACAUAUGACUACACCAUCGAGAGUCUCAGUGGUGCAACCUUAUCGAAAAAAGACGUGUCCCUGGGUCGUUUGUUAGGCUCGGGGGGGUUUGGGUCGGUGUAUUUGGGGACGUACAAAAACAAAGAAGUUGCAGUCAAAAUUCUCCACGCUGUAACCAAAAACCCCCAAGCUCAAAUACAGAGCUUCAAGGCUGAGCUGGCGAUUUUGAACUUCAAACAUCCCCAUAUUAUCAGGACCAUCACUGCAACGACGCUGGAGGACUUCAACGACGGUGCAUGGGUAGUGAUGGAGUAUGUGAGUGACCAGACACUACACGGUGUUAUAAACAAUAUGGACCAGCAGUUGUGCAUGGUACGGAGGCUGAAGUACGCCCUUCAGAUCGCAAGUGCUGUCCAAUACGCUCACGACAACUGCAUCGUUCACUUGGACAUUAAACCCGUGAACAUUCUUCUCACCCAAGAUGACGACUGCAAGUUGGGCGAUUUUGGUUGUUGUCAAGAAGUGGAGUUCAAUACGGGUCGAGUUAGUCCCACAAACCGAUCUGCGUUAACCGGAACCUUUGCAUACCGGGCACCUGAACUCCUCAAAGGAGGGCCGCCGUCUUUACAAGCUGACAUUUAUUCCUUUGGAGUGACAUUGUGGCAGAUGCUAAGUCGGGAAACUCCCUACGCUAAUGAAAACCAGCACGUUGUCAUCUUCGGUGUUGUCGCGUAUGGACUCCGACCAAAACAUCCCGUCAUUGGAGAUGAGCCGUUUGAUAAACUGUAUCAAGAUCUGUACACCCAGUGCUGGGUUGCUGGCCCGGAGGAUAGACCGACGUCCACUGAUUUGAUGGAAAUCUUGGAAACUUGGAAACAAUAUCUCGACUAGGUUGGGUAUUUUUCAAUAUGAUUCAUUUCACGUGACCUCCGUGCUCUGUUACCGAGAUAGCAUCGGAGAUUGGCCAACAUCAUCAGAGGUUACCAACAUCAUCGCCCGUGAUGUUUCGAUUUGACUUGCUUGAUAUGAAAUGAACAAUAGUGAUCCGUGUUUUAGGUUGAGAUACUUAUCACACUUUGUGUCCCCAUGACAUAAUUUCUACAUGGGUUUUCUAUAUGUUCCGUGGGUCAUACUGACAUAUCUGAUGACUGCUUUUGUUUUGAUGGUGCCAUGGGUAUUAUUUCAGCUGUUAAUAAAUGUGCACCCGACAGUCUAUCGUGAUAUAAGGUGCUACUACUUUGCGAUCGUGAUUUAUAAAAAGUGCUGAAUAUAUUCAUUAAUUAUGUUUAUUUAAUUUGUGCUACAUUGUUCAAAGCAUUUGUAUCUUGUCUGCAGCGAACUUUAACGCUGCUCUAUGUAUAUAUAUAUAUAUGGCUCAUACUUACUGAAUUGAUAUCAUAACGGGACUAUCUUGUCUGUUGUUCACGCUCCGAACAAGUGCCGUAGACCUGUAUAUGAGAUAUAUGAUAAAAAAAAAUAUAAAAAAAUAUUAUCAUCUGUUAUAUCCAUUAUUUCAAUGGAGACAAAAAAUGUUAUUGUUAAUAUUUUUUAUACAUUGUUAUACAUCGAAUGUUGUGACGUCAUGUAUAUACUUUGAAUCUGUCCAAGUUUUAUUUUGUCAUGUUGUUGGUAUGACAUAUACUGUACAUUUACACAGCUGUAUAUAUUAUCAGAUAUUGGCGUUUUUGCCAACCUGAAAAAUUGUACAAUAUCGAAACAGCACGUAUUGUAAAUCUAUAACCUUUUGACCUACUAACUUGCUCUCACUGACCACAAGUUGUAUAUUUUGUAAAGUUUUUGUAAAAGGACUAAUAUCACGGAAUUGGUCCUUUCUAUGUUGUAAUUAAUUUGUACAUAUACACUUUCGCAUUUUUACCUUUUUUACAAUGAGACAAAAUGCUUUUAUUUUGUAUUCGAUAUGUUAAAUGACACUGCUUGUAAAAUAGUUAAGGAUGAAAGCAACUUGUAAAUAUUGAAAUGGAAAUCAGUGUCGAUGUUCUGUGAAGUGUAACCCAAUUUGUUCUUGCAAUACACUUUCACUAUUUUAGAUUUCUAGGUUAAGCUUCCGAACGUUAACCCUGCCGCGAAGUUUGAAAAACAAUAUACUCCUGGUUAAAAGUAUCAUUUAUUUAGCACAGGAAAUUGAAUUGAAGCAGGGUUACAGACGGAAAUCUUUUCCGAUUUAGACCUUAUUUAUAAAUGUAAUAUUUUCCCAUGUAUGUGGUCUAAAUAAGUUCUAUGAUCUACAUGAGUUAUCGCCCAUGAGUUGUAAAUACCAGUAAGACCCACCCGUCAAUCAACUUUACGAAAUAAACUAUUGUUAUCAA
This is a messenger RNA of Haliotis rufescens (red abalone), 2617 nucleotides long. Its product is annotated as serine/threonine-protein kinase mos-like. Lineage: Eukaryota; Metazoa; Mollusca; Gastropoda; Lepetellida; Haliotidae. Gene Ontology annotation, molecular function: protein kinase activity; ATP binding. The transcript has a single exon. Bases 198 to 1181 code for a protein of 327 amino acids. The record is from RefSeq and is a predicted model, not a curated record. Gene Ontology annotation, biological process: protein phosphorylation.